AUGGCAGAUCCCACAACAGAUGAGAAGUCGGAUUAUCUAGAGACACCGGUCAGCGACAUAGCAUACUACGCCGAUAAUGCAGAAUAUUACCGCAAAAUCAAACGCCUUGAAACACUUUCACGGCCUCAAGCCCAACUUUGUGACCAGUUAGGAAAUGCGUUAUUGCAUAUAAAGCACGCUAAGUUACGAUCUAAAAUUAGAGAAGCUAAAUCAAAGGAGUGUCUUAAACUCAUGCAUGAGGUCGAUCAUAUCGGUACUUUGCAUGGCCGUUACUCCAAAUUAAGAAAGAUGAUUGAUGAAUAUCGUGCAUUAACUAGAGGCCUGAAAAGGAAAAACCUAACACGGGAGAGGUAUGCCGAAUUGCAGAACGCUUUGACGAAUCUAGAAGAGCAAUUCAAAGGCAUAGGACAGGUAACAUCAGGCAUCUUUGCAUUCAACAGUGUGGCCUACUUAAGAGAAACGAUCAGACAAGUAAGAAUAUUCAUUCGAGAACACACGGAUCAAAGGUCUACGCAGUCUGACGAUGAAGGGACAAGGGGGCUAGGCAGCGGCAAAGCAGCAGCAUUAGAGUCAAAUACGGCGGGAGUUACACGAGGUCAUCCAAACGAUCUGUAUCGAAAUGCCCCUCGAUCUGACGAAGGUAAUGAAACUAUGCGAGAAUUACUCAAUGAUGGCUUUCUGCUAGAGACGUUGGGAGAGGCUCAAGCAAUUGCGAAAAAUAUAGAGGCACUGUUAAACGAUCCUGUGAUAAGUGACAUUAAUUUCUACGCAGUAGGUAGUGGGUUAGAUCCAUACGAUGCGACAAUUCUCAAUAUUCAACGUGAUUACGAUUUGUAUUAUGACGAAUUGAAGGACCUGGUAAAGGCGUGGGAUAUAUACGAGCGUUACGCAUAUAACAAUGAUAUGUUGCGAGAGAUGGAUCUGAAAUCCACACAAGCAUUCGAAUUAUUAGGAGAGCAGCGGCAGCUGGAGGUAGCCUUCGAGGAGUACGGAACCCUUGUUGACGCCAAAUCUCUGACAACUGAUAGUUGGGAUUUGUUGAAUAUGCUGCAUAAUCUGAAGUGGCUCAAAGGCAAGAUAAACAGAACACAAGAUGGCGAUACUGAACCCGAUUACACAACUGGAGCAAGCCAGCGUAGCGAAGACAUGACGUCAGAAACGAUAUCGGAUGACAACGCAUCAUCACCUGAUCCAGCCAUUCAAGAUGAGGCCACGCCCACAGCAGAACCAAACCAAUCUAAAGAGCCCAAGCCAACGGAUGUGAAGGAACCCACACCAUCGCCGGUAGCAACCGACUUGCAGAUGAUAGCUGUAGGAGAUGUCACGGAUGAGUUAUGCGGGCCACAAGAAACAGGUAACUUUUCUAAGACAAUGCGUAACACAAAGCGUGAUAGUGAUAAAUCGGGAUUUGUGGCAAUAGGGGCCAUGGUUGUUCAAAUCAUGGUAGCCGCAAGUAUAAUGGCGGCUCUAUGA
Molecule: messenger RNA, 1473 nt
Organism: Babesia bigemina
Lineage: Eukaryota; Apicomplexa; Aconoidasida; Piroplasmida; Babesiidae
Exons: 2
Coding region: 1-1473 (490 amino acids)
Source: RefSeq, a predicted model, not a curated record